Messenger RNA from Penaeus vannamei (Pacific white shrimp), 564 nucleotides. Lineage: Eukaryota; Metazoa; Arthropoda; Malacostraca; Decapoda; Penaeidae. The record is from RefSeq and is a predicted model, not a curated record.
UUUACGAAAAUUAAUAUAGCUUUGCGAAUUGCAAUAAUUACUAAAUGUUACAACAAAUCAACAUUUAAGUGAAAAAAUGUAAAUUUAUUACCUCAGCGGAGUUGCCAAAGACGGUUUUAAUGGAAUGUCUGUCAGUUUACAUGCCAGGAAGUUCGUUCGUGCGUCAGUCUGUUUACACGUGCGGGUGUUCAAAAGGCGAGUGACGGGCCCGUGGCUUAUUUUCAAAGAUUUUUCGAGAUGGGAGGCAGCAAGGGCGGCGGUGGUAAGAACGGAAUACCAGACAGAUGGAAGGCAUACACUAAUAUGGGCAGACAGAUUCCUGGGACAAGGUUUAUUGCAUUCAAGGUCCCCUUAAAAGAGACUCUGUUGAUUCGACUGGAGGAUUCCUCAUGGUUUGGCCCCCGCACGCUCAUGGACCACUGUGUCGAUCUUGGGCUUGUCAUCGACCUCACCAACACAACUCGUUACUACGAUCCCAAGGAGUUCACAGACCACGGCAUCCAGUACGCCAAGGUGUUUACGGAAGGGCACAAGAUCCCCAAGGACAAGGUCGUUAAGGAGUAA